Molecule: messenger RNA, 343 nt
Organism: Geodia barretti
Lineage: Eukaryota; Metazoa; Porifera; Demospongiae; Tetractinellida; Geodiidae
Source: the annotation of a GenBank genome assembly
GCUGCCAUUCGGCUUCUUUCACCUGUUCUGUUGCCAUCACACUCACUUCCGCGCCCAUACGUUCAGCUUCCGCAACUAACUGCUCUUUCUCUGCAAGUGCCGUUACCUGCUGUUUAUUCGCUAUAUCAAUCUUCCGAUCCUCGUCGGUUAAGGCAACCUGUAAUUCCUGAUUAAUACGGGUUUGCUCCACCAUCAAGGUUUUAGCAAUCUCGGCGAGUGAAACCUGUCGUACUUGGUCGAUUUGUGCGGUUUCGAUGACGAGGUUCUUCUCGAUUUCACGCUGUUGGACCUGUUGUUCUUGACUGAAGCGUUCCGUUUGCACCGCCAACUCACGUUGGAUGUC